AAGUUACUUGAUAUCAGCAUGGCACGGGCACACUCAGUGCAGGACCUGGGUGGAAUGGACAGGAGAGCACCCAUGUGGAGCAGGGGCAUCACUGAGGUGGCAGAAACUUGGGCUGGGUGACAGAGCGGCCCUGGGAAUGCCCAGCCAGAACAGCUUCCAGAAUCUCCCAGCUGCCUCAGAGGCCUGGGUCCCCACCCUUUGGGCUGUUGGGCCCAGGGACUUACGGAGAGGUGACCCAGAGGGAACAAUCAGAACUUGCUUGGUAGGCAAAGGAAACAACCCCAACAAAGGAAUCGAUCCCCUUCCCCUGGGGACAGUGCCUGGUGAGCUGUCCAGUGCAGGGCGGUCUGGCAGGCCAUCAGCCAUCCUUGUUCUCCGCACAGCAGCCAAGUCUGCCAGGAGCUGGAGCAGGAAGGAAAAAAAAGGGGGACCUGGGGUUCUGUGGACAUCCCUGUGGCAUGCCCAGAGCUGACUGGGGGCCUGGUGAGGCCCUGGGAAACCACAGCCCAGGGCUCUGGGCUUGGAAUGGUGUGGGCAGGGUGUCACCUCACCAGGGGCUGCAGAGGGACCGGCUGGUGAGUGUUGAGUCCUUGUCCCUAACCCUGGACGCCGGCCCCACAGGCCAACCAUGCGAGUGGCACUCCAUCGAUGGCAGCAUCGUGCUGCCUGUGGCCUCAGGCUCCCCCAAGGCACUAGCCCUGGAGCACGCUCUGUGCCUCACAGGGGACGGCCUGGCCUACCUGCAGGCCACCAACCCCCAGCAGCUGCUGCACCUCAUCCCCCACGUGCAGGUGUUUGCCCGGGUGGCCCCCAAGCAGAAGGAGUUCGUCAUCACCAGCCUGAAGGAGCUGGGCUACGUGACCCUCAUGUGCGGGGACGGCACCAACGAUGUAGGCGCCCUGAAGCACGCUGACGUGGGUGUGGCGCUCCUGGCCAAUGCCCCCGAGCGGGUAGUCGAGCGGCGACGGCGGCCAAGGGACAGCCCCACCCUGAGCAACAGUGUCAUCAGAGCCACCUCCAGGGCCAAGCACAGGCUGGGGGUCCUGCCCCAUGAAGAGCAGCCAGCCUCCCAGAGGGUGAGUGCCAGGAGAACAGACACUGGCAGCCCCCGCCGGCCAGGGCUGACCUGUGGUCCCCCACAGGACCGCUUGAGCCAGGUGCUGCGGGACCUUGAGGAUGAGAGCACGCCCAUCGUGAAGCUGGGGGACGCCAGCAUCGCAGCACCCUUCACCUCCAAGCUCUCAUCCAUCCAGUGCAUCUGCCACGUGAUCAAGCAGGGCCGCUGCACACUGGUGACCACGCUGCAGAUGUUCAAGAUACUAGCGCUCAACGCCCUCAUCCUGGCCUACAGCCAGAGUGUCCUCUACCUGGAGGGGGUCAAGUUCAGCGACUUCCAGGCUACCCUACAGGGGCUGCUGCUGGCCGGCUGCUUCCUUUUCAUCUCCCGUUCCAAGCCCCUCAAGACCCUCUCCCGGGAGCGGCCCCUGCCCAACAUCUUCAACCUGUACACCGUCCUCACGGUGAUGGUGCAGUUCCUGGUGCACUUCCUGAGUCUCGUCUACCUGUACAGCGAGGCCCAGGCCCGCAGCCCUGACAAGCAGGAGCAGUUCGUGGACCUGUACAAGGAGUUCGAGCCGAGCCUGGUCAACAGCACUGUGUACGUCAUGGCUAUGGCCAUGCAGGUGGCCACAUUUGCUAUCAACUACAAGGGCCCGCCCUUCAUGGAGAGCCUGCCCGACAACAAGCCCCUGCUGUGGAGUCUGGCCGUGUCACUCCUGGCCAUCGUCGGCCUGCUCCUCGGCUCCUCACCAGACUUCAACAGCCAGUUUGGCCUUGUGGACAUCCCCGUGGAGUUUAAGCUGGUCAUCGCCCAGGUCCUGGUCCUGGACUUCUGCCUGGCACUCCUGGCCGACCGUGUCCUACAGUUCUUCCUGGGGACCCCAAAGCUGAAAGUGCCUUCCUGAGGUGGUGGUGCUGGAACCCACCGCCCACCCUGGCUGCUGCCGGGCAGGAGCCCCACCAGGGCCCCAGGAGGGAAUGCUGCCUGCCACCCAACCCCUGUGGUGAGGCUCCCCAGUGUUGCCCUUGGAAGACUGAGCUGGGACCCCAGCGGGCAUGCAGCCCCGGGCCGGCACCUUUGGUAAAUAAAACAGAGUCUGAGAUUUU
This is a messenger RNA of Castor canadensis (American beaver), 2166 nucleotides long. NCBI's taxonomy places the organism in Eukaryota, Metazoa, Chordata, Mammalia, Rodentia, Castoridae. The record is from RefSeq and is a predicted model, not a curated record.